AGCUAUGCGGAAGCCGUUACGCAGGGAGCUCCCAAGGAAACGCCACGCCCUAAACACAAGGCGACAGCGUAUAAGACCCUAAAGGCACAGGACUUAAAAGAAAAAGACAACAGGCUUUUUAUUAGACUUCCUCCGGACCACCCAGCGCGCAACCACCAACCCUUCGCAAUCAAAGCAGCUAUUAUCACGCAACUAGACCUCGUAAAAGAUACUAUACGAGAAGUCCAACACGUUAAAUCAGGGAUUACAAUCGUCCCAAGCGGUAAAGCUGCC
This is a messenger RNA of Aplosporella prunicola CBS 121167, 273 nucleotides long. RefSeq lists its product as uncharacterized. The annotation marks the transcript as partial. The record is from RefSeq and is a predicted model, not a curated record. NCBI's taxonomy places the organism in Eukaryota, Fungi, Ascomycota, Dothideomycetes, Botryosphaeriales, Aplosporellaceae. The transcript has a single exon.